This is a messenger RNA of Emiliania huxleyi CCMP1516, 317 nucleotides long. RefSeq lists its product as hypothetical. The transcript has a single exon. The annotation marks the transcript as partial. The record is from RefSeq and is a predicted model, not a curated record. Lineage: Eukaryota; Haptophyta; Isochrysidales; Noelaerhabdaceae.
AUGUGCUUCUUCUGCCCAGACACGCCGCCCGACAAGGUCCAGGCCCUGGGCAAGGGCGGCCUGGGCACCCGCGGCCAGGCCAACGAGCACAUGCUCGGCCACGCCAAUGACCCGCACCAGUUUGCGAUCGGCAUGAAGCACGUGUGCCAGGCGGAGCCGGGCUGCUGCAUCCUCUCGGGGAUCGGCGCGCCGUGCGGCCUCACCGCCUGCUGGGCGCGCAAGGCCGUGCUCGAAAAGUACGAGCAGAACGGGCUCGACGACUUUGUGUGCUUCCAGCGCUACAUCCCCAAGUGCUGCUGCAUCGACUUCACCAACCA